UUACAGAUUCAUUGUACAUUGAUCCCGAAGUUUUACUGAGACAUUACAGGAAAUAUUGUUCAUGUUGUAGAAAACAAAUGCGACUUGUAUUAAAGGUGGGGAGUCGCAAUUUUACAUUUUAAUGAAUUUGAAGGUAACACAAUAUUUUUUAUAAGCACGAAAAUUCAACUUCCGGUAUAAACAAACAAACCAUUCAGCUGAUCAGCCAGCCAGAGCCUUAGGCGUUCUUCAUUUUUUUCAGGUAACAGAUGGGACGCACAAAGACAAACAGUGGGGGAGGGGGAACCAGCCAAAGUCCUUCAACAUCCGACAACUCCACUAGCACAGCUGUAGCCGAAACACGGAUCAAAGACCUACUGAAAGAGCUGUAUGGUCUUAUACACCAGAUCCAGGAUGAAAGAGCCCAGGGAGAGCACAACCUAACAAACAUCUCCAAGACGCACGAGAGAAUGCAACAGGAACAAAAAAGUAAGAAUGAAAUUACACCUUACUACAAAAACAAACUAAAGGGUCUAUAUAAGACGGCCAUGCAGGACGCCGAGCUGGAGGCAGAGUUGCUAAGGAAAGCUCUUGACAAAAUUACAGAGGUGAAAAGUAUCAGAGAAAAUAGAAGAUUAGAUUCUGACCGCCCCAAGCCAAUCAUGAGGCGAGGUGUAUUGAUGUCGAUGUUACAGCAGAAUGCUCAGACUCUGCCAUUGUGGGUCAGCAAACCGGGGGAAAGGCCCCCACCACUGUGUGGUGCCAUGUCAGCUGACAAUAAUUAUGUGGCCAAGCCCGGUGACAAGGUGGCAGCACGUGUUAAGUCUGACGACGAAGAGAACUGGAUCCUUGCGGAAGUUGUCAAUUUUAAUCCCGGCUCCAAUAAGUAUGACGUGGACGACAUUGAUGCAGAUGAGGGCAAGGAGAGACACACCCUGAGCAAGAGGAGAAUUGUUCCUCUGCCCAUCUGGAAGGCAAAUCCAGAAACAGAUCCAGAUGCACUGUUUACUAAAGACACUCUUGUGUUGGCCCUGUACCCCCAGACUACAUGCUUUUACAGAGCGUUAAUCCAUGAACCACCAAGAAAGCCUCAGGACGAUUAUUCUGUGCUUUUCGAGGACACCUCCUACCCCGACGGUUACUCCCCACCUCUCCUGGUAGCACAGAGAUAUGUCAUCUGCUGCAAGGAGGACAAGAAAAAGUGAAGUGUUGUUCUGGGACGUUGGUUGUGGAAUUUGAGGCGACACGUUGGGUCCGUCUCUCUCUGUUGGCGGAGCUUGAUCAUGAGUUACGCCUCCCCAUGUCAGCUUCUGUAUUAACUUGCGUUGACGUUCAGAAAACUCAGCUACUUUGUUUAAAGUGCACAAGUAGUUUGUCUCUGUAUGACAAAAUGUACACAUCAUAUCAAGCUUAUCAAUAUGAUUUUGUAUUAAACCAAUUGGUAUUGUACAUUUUGUGUCGAAAUAAAUCUUGAAAAGGA
This is a messenger RNA of Ostrea edulis (European flat oyster), 1459 nucleotides long. RefSeq names its product SAGA-associated factor 29-like. Lineage: Eukaryota; Metazoa; Mollusca; Bivalvia; Ostreida; Ostreidae. Bases 249 to 1184 code for a protein of 311 amino acids. Gene Ontology annotation, cellular component: SAGA complex. The record is from RefSeq and is a predicted model, not a curated record. The transcript is spliced from 10 exons.